CGAACAUCCUUGAGUUCGCUACUUUGCAAUAUGCCUGGUAAAAUUUGUUCAAAUGUUGUCUAUACAAAUUGUAUGAUAAGUGAUGGAAUGUAUGUUUCAACACAUAAAGGUAAUUGCUGGUGAAAAUACGAUUUAUAUUGUUCAAAUGUGCAUCAAUUUAUACAAUGAUAAUUUGAUCACGUGACGUUCAGAGUUUGUCAGCUCCGCCAUUUUGUAGUUCGUCUGUGUGGAACACGAGGCUUUACAUAACAAAAUGUUGGACAUUUGUUAUUGUCCUGCAUUCAGGAAUAAUCGUGUAUUACAUCAGAGGCAUGGGAAUCAUUAGCAUAUGCCAUACAUUAAUCAUGGAGGUCUCAACACUAAUUUAAAGUAGUCCCUAAGUGGAAUGCACUGGGAGCUGGGAGACUAACUAUGGCUGCCGAACAGCUCAACCAUUUGUCCUUCACUAGUGGUAUCACAAGCGAAUUAGACAGUGAUAUGACAGAUGACUUAGAGAGUGAUCUCAUAGAUGACUUAGAUAGUCCAUCUAAUCUCAUUGGUAGUCUGAAUACUAUUACACAUCUUGGUUUGACAGAUACGCAUAGUGAUCUAAAUACACCCAUAGAUCCUGGUUUGACAGAUACGCAUAGUGAUCUAAAUACACCCACAGAUCUUGGUUUGACAGAUACGCAUAGUGAUCUAAAUACACCCAUAGAUCCUGGUUUGACAGAUACGCAUAGUGAUCUAAAUACACCCACAGAUCCUGGUUUGACAGAAACACAUAGCGAUCUAAAUACAUCCACAGAUCCUGGUUUGACAGAUUCACAUAGUGAUCUAAAUACACCCACAGAUCCUGGUUUGACAGAUUCACAUAGUGAUCUAAAUACACCCACAGAUCCUGCUUUAAAUGUCGACAACAACUCCUGGGUUGAUAAUGCAGAGAGUGAUCAUGAUGGAUUUCAACUUAUAAAUUCUAAUCCUGAUACUGCUUCCACUGUUGCUGAACAAAUACAUAACCCUCUUGGUUCAGUUAACAGUCUCCCAUCUAGUCAUAAACAUUUGGAUGUAACAUCAUCCAUUCAUAAAAGUGUCAAAGAAGUAAAUCAUGUGAAACAAACUGAAAACUCAAUCAACAGCCAUAACAAGCUUAAUGUAUGUAACAAUGUUAAUGUAUCAACACCAGGCGCAAGCUGUAGCAAUGUUAAUCAACUCACAUCGGAGGAUGAUGAUUCACAAGACAAUUAUUUGUUUUAUUGCCACAAUUCAAGUGAACAGGAUGACACUGGAGAUGAUGCUGAAAACAAGGAUCAGGCAAACAAUGAUCAUCAGGAAAAUAAUGUGAUAAACAACGAUGUGGCAAUCAGUGAUAAAACAUACAAUGAUGAUCAUGUCACUUCGUCUGUGCUGGGUGAGAGGUACACAGCUGUCAUCCCUACUGGAUCUAGUUUAAAGUUUAAGUUUACAAAGGUUAAAGUAGACCAGAAUAAAGACAUUCGCAAAGUCACAAGUUUGUGUAAUGAACUUGAAAUAAGUGAAUCAGGGCAGAAUAUAGAUGGCUCUGGAAAGAGUACAUUUGGAAACACUAAUGCAAUCAGUCAUAAAAAUGACAGUAAUGAACAAUAUGAAACACUUUUUGAAUCAUGUGGAAAUGAACUUGGACUAACUAGGUCUGGUGAAAUAGGUUCAAGUGAAGAAGUUGAUCCAAGUGUAAAUGUACCAAGUGACAUUACUCACAUUGUAAAUAGUUCACAAAAAGAUGAAAUUGAAGAUAGAAGUAAUGUUGAUAGCAAAAAAGAUGAAGAGACAAAUGAUUCAAUGGCAUUUAAAUUCUCAAAAGGGCACACACACGGAAAUGUUCACAAAGAUUUGAAAGACAAUUCCAAACUGAGUUAUAAAAUAGAGAAACUUCCUCCACGAUCUAAUCGGGGUAUAAACCCAUUUCGAACUAUAAUAAGUUCACAGGAGAGACGUCCAAGAAAAACCAGAUCAAAAUCAGAUGACACAGCUACUAAAUUGGAUGUUAAAUCAAGUAGUCCCCUCACAAUUGCCCAAACUAGUGUUAGUGAUAAAUGUAACACAGAGACAGCCAUAGUUCAAUCCAGUCUGCCCAAAAGAUUAAACAGGGGCAUGAAUAAAUUCCGACCACAUUUACGGGAUAUAUUCAGGAAAAAGAAAUCACGUUUGAAAUCAGAUAACAUGAAAAUGACUGAAAAAACUAAGAAAUCAUCAAUUUCAAUAGGUGGUAUUGCAUCAAAAUAUGAUUCCAAAUGCCAAGCAAAGUCAAUCCUACCUCCUCGAGCUAAUAGAGGAAUAAACAAGUCACGAGAAGCUGAUAUAAAAGGUCACACAAAUGUCUUAAAAAAUAAAAAAGCUCGUAGGAAAAAACUGCACACUAUAUUGAAGAAGAACUCCCGUCAAGCCAAAGCUGAUGAUCUCGAUGUUAUAACUCCAUCAGACAGUCCAGUUCAGGCUCUUGCAAGCCAUCACUUGGAUGAAGUCCUAGAUGAAGUCGCAUUUAACAUCAGUAAUCAACCAAGCAAAAAGGAAGACAAGAGGAAGAGCAGCAUAGAGAAUCAGUCAGAGAGUGACACUGACACAGACAGUGCAGAUGAAUUCCUGUCUCAAGAGAGUACAGACUCAGAUACUGAAUCAUUUGAAUUUACGGAGGAGUUUGCUAUAUCAAAAAGGUUGAUUUUCACUAUAUUCAACACCAAGGAGAAUAGUGCAUCACGUUACAAGCAUCUUUACAAUAUCUACAAGAAACACAGCGAUUCUGUACUGUUGAGUUCUGCUAACUUCUUCAAAGCUCUCAAACUACUCUUCCCCAGCAUGAAGGUCACCAAGGAGUAUAAAACUGAGUUCACAUUCCACAUUGUUUGCAUAGGAGUGACACCAAUGUUGGAGGAGGACAGAGGUACUCCCAUACCACUACCAGGAAUAUUUCUUCAUAAGAUAUUUGAGGCAGAUCCCUGUGCAAGGACACCAUCCAGUUCUGUCCACUUUGCAUACAGCCAGUUCUGCUACUACCACAACUUCUGCUACAAACACUCAACAUACCUGAGAGCGCACUUCAAACGUACAUUGUACAGAGAGUUCAAAGACUGCAGCCUGCAGAGGUUCAAGGAUCUGAAUGCUGGAGUUACUGAGAAACCAUCUAGUUGGAGUUAUAAAUUUUGUGGUAUACGUCUUAAGGUGAAUAAUCCCAAAGUCACUGGGGAUGAGGAAGGAUGUAAGGAUGAUGUCAACCGGGACGUCAAUAAAGAUGAUGUCAAUAAGGGUGAUGUCAACAUGGAUAAUGUCAGUAAGGAUGACAUCAACCUGGAUGAUGUCAAUAAGGUUGAUGUCAACAUUGAUAAUAUCAGUAAGGAUGGUGUCAACCAGCAUGAUGUGAAUAUGGAUAAUGUCAGUAAGGAUGAUGUCAACCAGGAUGAUGUCAAUAAGGGUGAUGUCAAUGUGGAUAAUAUCAGUAAGAAUGAUGUCAGUAAGGGUGAUGUCAAAGUGGAUAAUGUUAGCAAAGAUGAUGUCAACAGGAGCGAUAUCAUUAGUAAUGAAGGUAUAAACAAACUCUGGGAACAAGAGUUUAGUCAAUCUAAGUGUGACACAAGUGCAACAGAUAUAGAAGAUAUUGAAGCUGAUGCACCUCUUGUGUUUGAACACAAUAAACCUAUCAUUCUGGCAGAAGGUACUGUGGCCAAUCAUGAAUCAGGAACUGACAAUACAACUAUGACCAAUGAGUCAGUGGUGAGAAGCGAGGAAACCGCAUCUCCACCACUCUGGCCAGUGGAUGAAGAUGGUCAGGAACAUUCCAACCAAUCAGAUUAUGUUAUUCUCAUGGAUGAAGGAGGUCAAGGUCGUUCAAUGACACUUGGAGAUAAAGAAGAUAAUCCUAAACAUCUGAAGAACAAGGAGCAAUUAGACUAUAAGAAUCUGAAUGAAGUUUUACAAGAACCACAAAAAGAUAAUUUUUGGAAUUCAUCUAAUCCUAGAGCUGCCUCAGUUCUUCCAACUCCAGUUAAACCACCUAAGGUUACAAAGAACAGUUCAAAAACAGAAUAUGAGAGACCAGGAAUAUAUUACCUUAAAGAUCAGGAAUUGAAAACACCCUUUUUAGAGAGAAUUAUUGUAAAGGACCUCAAUGAAAUUCAAGAAUUGGAAUAUGUAGGCCCAGGAGACAUAUUUGAUAUUGUCUUUGUAUAUCACUAUACGGAAAAUGAAGAAAUUGAAAAGGUCACUAUUGAGGAUAAAAAAUCUAGGAAAAUGUGCCUCAGUAAUAAUACCGGUUUGAUUUUAUACUCAGUCGAGCAGUCAGAGAAGAAAGUAGUGCGCGCUUACACCAUUGAUCACCAAACGGACAACUCCUCGGGCAUCUCCAAGGGUGAAAAUGACCAAAAUACAUUAGUCAUUGAUUUUAGGAGAAAACGUGUGAAACCAGGAAAGGUGACUUUCAUUAAGAAAAUCAACAGCAGACCAAUCGUGUGGUAUGGACUUGACCAUUAUGAGUUCCUCAUCCCACGUGCAACAUGCCUACCUAAGGAUACACAAAUAACUACAGAAAAGUCCAGUUCUACUAAAUCUAUCCCUGAAAUUAGGAAGUCAAAAGCUUCAAAAAAUACUCAAGUUUGGCAAAAAGGCAUGCCAGUCAGGUUCACGCAAGAUGAAUUGAUAAACAUUGUAGUUAGUGACAUUGCCAGUGUUGAGAAGCUCACACAUGUUGGGGACAAAAGUUUCUCUGUCGAAAACAUCAAGUUUAAGUUCCACAAGUUUCCUAGUGGGGCUGUGUAUCAGAUCUCACUCGUAGACAAAAUAACUCAAAAGAUGUGCCUGCAAAAUAAACAUGGACAGUUCAUCUAUUAUGAUGUAUUUGAUGAACGUAGAGAAGUUAUGAGAAAGGCCAUAAAACUAAAACCAAUGCAAGAACUUUUACCCUUGAAACAUCCAACAAAUGCCACGGUGCAUUCAUCUGAUGUCCCAGAAUCCCUUCAUAUCUCUCUUAACUCAGAGAGCACCAGUUCUAUAGGGGCAAUAGAGACAGCGCUAAAUCAGACAAGUAAAAGUAAUCCAACAUCAGAAUCAGCCAACUCUAAACUAACAAGUUCCUCACCAAGGAAUGUGUUAACAUUAGAGGAUCAAACUGCAGAAUCUAUUUUGGGGACAUCAGCUAACAAUGCACAAAGGGACACUGAUCAAGAUACAAUCAACCCAAAUGAGGACAUGUCAAUGAUAAACACACAAGAUGACUGUUCUGAGAACUUGACAAAUAAGUUAGGGGACUUAUCAAUAUUAAACAAUCAGUCAGUCAGUCAGAACCUGUCUUCUUCUGAGGAUCCACCAGUGUUGGACAUACAGGAUGAAAGCUCCAUUGACCUGUCUGAAGGAAGUAAGGCUAAAGACCCGUCAACACUAGAGAUGCCUGAAGUACAAAUUGGUACUGCAUGUGCUCUGGAACUUGAUGCAGAUACUGGCAACUUCUUUAUGAUGAUGGACGGAGAAAAGGUUUUUAUUAGCACUGGAGAUGAUACUGCAACAAGCAAAGAUACCAAUGGUGACAGAAAUGAUGACAAGAACAAUGCUGACAAUGACAAAUGUGACAUAAAUAGUGACAAUGAUGAUACACAAAGAGUAGAAUUAGAUGAAAACAAUGGCACCAUGUCUAUGCUUGUUAAUGGAGAAAAGGUUUACAUAAACAACUUGGAAGCUGAUGGCAGUGACAAUGUGACAUCAGAAGAGAUUGUGACUCUAGAUGAUGAUAAUGAGACACAUGGCAUGACAAAUAUGACAUCAAAUGAUCAUCUGACACCAGAUAAUCUGACACCUGACAUGAACAAUGUCCAGCUGAUAGAAUCUUCUAAAGAUGUGAGAGGAUCACAAGCGGAUGAUGAUGCUGUAUUUGGUAGAGAUGUGGUGUUUGAUAGCAACCAUCUCCAUGGUGACCAAAAUAAUGAUGUACCUGAGGCAUCGCUUGUAGAACUCCAACAUGGCAAUGCUGAUGUGUGUGCUAGUGAGUUUACUAUUGUUGAUGAGUCUGGUGAUGAAGAUGAGGAGGAGUGCCAUCUAGUGGGGCCCGAGGAAGAUGACAUCACUGAGGUACCAGAUGAUGACAUCAUCCCUUUAAACAAUGCGUUUGAUAGAAUCUUGUGUGUUAUUUGUGGAGAGGAUGCUACUAUAGGUUUCCACUAUGGAGCUGAUACUUGCUCUUCAUGCGCACACUUCUUUAGGAAGCAUGUCAAUAAUGGGCUGGACACCUACCGAUGUGACACAAAGUGUUGCCUCAUUACUUGUAUUGAAAAAACUGCAAACUGCAAACACUGUAGGCUGAAAAAAUGUUUAGAAGUAGGCAUGUCACUUCAGACGAAUAAUGAUAAUGCAGAGACUGAAGAUGUUGAAGUUGAAGAUGAAGAUGUAGGUGUAGGUGUCAGUUUUCAGUCAGAUUAUGAUGAUCCAGUUGGUCAUGAUCAUGGAUUUUACGCAACAACAGACGCGACCAUUUCGGAUGAGACAGUGACAUGCAAGAUAUCUGAAAGAGGAGUCUUCAACUGUUCUUUUCAAUGUGGUACAUGUAAUUAUCACUGUAUGCAACUUGAUCAAUUUAAAAAACAUUUUCAAUCAAAUCAGCUACAUACUUACCAAUGUCGAAGACACGGAGGUAAGAGUUUUGAGACAUUUGUGGAGUUUGCUAGACAUACGCUAACCAAUCACGCUGUAGGUGCCUUCCAUUGUACCCUUUGUCAUGUCAGAUGCUUAACUGCUGGCACACUAACUACUCAUUUAAAAACAAACCAUACACAAAUUAAAGAAUUCACAUGUUCCUUUUGCCCACAGGUGUUUAUUGAUAGAAAGUUGUUGUCCGAACAUAUCCAGUUGCAUAUUGAUAUUAAUCACAACUCAGUAGGCACUGGUACAUACAUGUGUCAAAUUUGUUAUCACACCUGUAAAUCUGAAACAUCAUUCGAAGAACAUACUGAAACAAAUCAUUCUAAUGUCCGAAUGAGGUGUCGUGAUUGUGGCAAAGCUAUGAGAACGCUAUUAGGUUAUGCACGUCAUAUCAGGAAAUACACUGUUGGCUAUUAUAAGUGCACUAGAUCAAGGUGCCACUUUGUAAAUCAGUCUAAGCAGAAGGUAAUUCAACAUGCUAAACAACAUAAGAAGUCAGAGUUUGAGAUCAUAUGUUUAGAAUACAAAGAUUUACAAGGGCAUUGUAGAGGUUGGACUCAAAAAGACAACCUGAUGGGAUCAGCUCUUCAUGCCAUCAAGGCAAGACGUGAAUCUAAGACCACAAGUGUUAAGAAGGGAAGAAGCAGAAUAGAAAAUGUAGCUGGUGCAGCAAAUCUUUACCAAAUUAUAUCUCCAUCUGUUCCCUCAACUGUAGUAACAAAUAAAGGUAUUAGUUCUCUUGUAUUGCAAUCUCCAACCUCUAGUGCUACAGGUGCAUAUUGCGUAAUGACAGCCACCCAACCUGCUGAGUCGAGCCCAUCAUUCAAAGUGGUAAAGGUAACACCUUUUAGUGUUAACAAUACGGGAUCAUUAACAUCUUCGAAUGUUUACAAUGCAGUUAUAGGAACACCUGCAAGUGUUUACAAUACAGGAUCAGGAACACCUGCAAAUGUUUACAAUACAGUUAUAGGAACACCUGCAAGUGUUUACAAUACAGGAUCAGGAACACUUACAAGUGUUUCCAAUACAGUUAUAGGAACAGCUGCAAGUGUUUACAAUACAGGAUCAGGAACACCUGCAAGUGUUUACAGUACAGGAUCAGGAACACUUACAAGUGUUUCCAAUACAGUUAUAGGAACAUCUGCAAGUGUUUACAAUACAGGAUCAGGAACACCUGCAAGUGUUUACAGUACAGGAUCAGGAACACUUACAAGUGUUUCCAAUACAGUUAUAGGAACAUCUGCAAGUGUUUACAAUACAGGAUCAGGAACACCUGCAAGUGUUUACAGUACAGGAUCAGGAAUACCUACAAGUUUAAAUAAUGUAGAAAUGACCAUCAGUGUUAACAAUGUGGGAAAACUCACAAGUGCUCUCACCACAAUUGUACAACGAGGUUAUAAAGCACCAAAAACAAUUACCAGUACUGCUCCAAGUACCAAAACAUCCAUAAGACCUGUUACACCUCCUUCAGCAAACACAAGUGACAUAUCGCCAAAGAUAAGAAGACCUGUUAAUAGAUGGUUGGAAGAUCAAACAUCUAACUUCGGCUACCCUAGCAAUUCUCAAACACGGGAUUCCUCCAGUGCUAAAUCUCCUUUGUCAGCUGAAGUUGAAAAACAGGCUGCACUAGAGCUCAACCGAAGCGUGUGUGAUUCUGCACACUUAGUUUGCACCCCGUGCGGAGUGGAAUUAAACAACAGGGUUAUGUUCUAUGUUCACAAGAAACAAUGCAAAGUUGAGGAUGGCAUUAAAGGGAAAGUGAUUAUGUACCAGUGUCACACAUGUGGAUACCUUAUACGUAAUGUCACACUUCUGAAGAUUCACCUGAAUACAUGUAAAGUCAAGUCAAAUAUUUCUGAACCACAUAACAUUCCAGAAGAUAUUGUGGAAAACCCAUCAGAAGGAGUCCAGUUUGUAUAUUCCUGUCCAAUUUGUCCAUACCACAUGUAUACAAAACGACAUCUACAGAUGCAUUUGAAAAGACACAAAGUUGUGAUGAAUUCGCAUUAUUGUCCAGUGCCAGGGUGUAAUGGGAGUGGUGCAAGUCAGCUCAAGGGUUUGUACUACCACUUAUGUCAUCACAGUGGAGACAUGCAGAAAUAUCUCAAAAAUAAGCCUGUAGCAAGUGAUCUCCCUUGUGUAGAAUGUGGCAGAAUGUUAAAGUUUGGUGAUGUGUGCUGCAGUGAGAAAAGCAGGGUGACCACAGGCUCAUAUUGGGAUAUCCUCACAAAAUUGCCAUCUGAGCUACUGUCAGAGAUCCCCACAGCAGAGGAACACAGCAAUUUAGUCAAUAAUCACCGUAAGUUGAGGAAAAAGAAAGGUUUGAAUCGCAUGAAGCAAAGCAGUAAAGGAAAAAAGCCAGUGGGUGUUACUCAUAUAGUUAUAGAGGAAGAGCCAGUGGAUGAGGAAUGUAGUGAGACAGAUGGAUUAGAAUGUGAUGAGUCAAUGUCUGAGAGUGAGGAGUCAGUAGCUGAACCAAGACCAGAUCAAACUGAUGAACAUUCACCAUUGAAUGCAGUGCCCAAAUUAGGAAGUAGUUCAAAUUUAAAUACAGAAAAUAGAUUCGAAGUGACUGUGUAUUUGUGCAAGUUCUGCCAGUUCAAAACCCACUACUCACUGACAAUAAAAAGUCACUUGCUAAAGGCACAUGAGCAGCUGUGUAAGAAACUUUUGCCCUUUAUCUGCCCUUAUUGUGGCUUUAAAGCGAACAGUAAUGAAACUAUCAAGCUGCACCAGUUUACUAGUCACCCAGAGAAAGAUGGGCGUUGUAUGCUUGUGAAGGAUAUUAUGCACAAUAUUGAAACUGAGCAGAUUUCAUAUGCUGAAUAUGUUAACACUCAGAGAAAACGAAGUAUUGCACCCAAAAGGAAAUAUAAACUUAAAAGGUGUCAUGUGAAGUUAAAAAGAUUGCCAACCAAUUGGAAAGCAAUGAUUCCUAAACUAAUUGGGAUACCUGCUCAUACACCCCCUGUACCUCCUGUGACAAAUGUUCGCAUGCUGCCACGGACACCUCAAGGUGACUACAUUGUCCCAAAUGAAAGUGUUUUCCGUGUGGAUAUUCAGUGCCCAGAAUGUAGUUUCAGGACAAAAGUUCGAUACAACCUGCUGAGACAUCUUAAAAAGGGACACACCAACAAUGAAGCUGCUGAGUCUGUAAAGGAGGCAACAGAAAGUUCUACAGUCUCUUCUAUCCAAAGGAGUAAAGCCCAAGUUGCCAGAGGUACAGGUGAACCCAUUGAAACUUCCAGUUCAAGUACUACACCCGUUGGAACAAAUACAAAUGCUAUGGCAGCUGUACCUGAUGACAUUGAGUCUCAGCUUAUUGGGUUUGAUAAGAGUCAAAGGUUUGGAACAUUGACCUCUAAAUUCCUUGGAGUAUCUGUUAAUUCUCCAUCAAAUACAGGGAAACUGAAAUCUGAUCCAAAUGCGAAUGAGUCUUCUGAUGACAUCAUUGAACGUUCACCAAUUGAGAAUAUACCAGAAGUUAAUAGAAAUAGCUCUGAUAUGAAUAACAGAGACUAUGAAAAGGUUGUAAUGGAUAUGAGUGACCAUGUGUUCCCCAAACCACAAGAAAGAAUAUUUGACACUCCAGUAGAUGAAUCCCAAGACACUUUGAAAUGCUCUCAGUGUGAAUACAUAGGUGUUCUAGAUUCUUUGAAAAUUCAUUUCUAUUGGAAUCAUACAGCGUACAAGCAAUACAGAUGUGCUUAUUGUGGCCUUAGCUCACAUGAAGAAACCCACAUCAUCACUCAUUGUAAGUUCUAUCAUCCAAGCCUCAAACAGAAAGUACAAUCAGUUGCUGAUAAUGUAAUUAAAGGAAAGAGUAUACUUAACGUAAACAGGCUUCCUGAGAUGAUCAUGUGUAAGAUUAGAACUUUAUCAAGUGCAUCUGAUCGGAAUACUGAGACAAGAGGUACUGGAGAUGUCCCUGAAUCAAAGAUGUCAUACAAGUGCAUGUAUUGUAAGUUCACAUGUCUUAUGCGGAUAGCCAUCAAGAGGCAUUGUAAAACCCACCACCCUGGUGAAUUCCUAAAGGCACUGCUUAUUAAGGCAACUAAGAAACAAAUCACACCAGACAUUGAAACAAGUUCUGGUAGACUUCAAAACCAAGGUAAACCUGAACUACAGGAAGAUGCAGUUGGUAAACUACCAGAAGAAAGUGUCAUUGUAGCAGAAUCCAUUCUUAACGAAUUACUCUGCAUUGUUACAAAUGAUAUGAACAAGAUCAAUGAACCAAUGGAUCAAGCAAGCCUCAAAGUCUCCAAUCAAGAGAAAACAUCUCUGAUGUCACAUGUUAAUAUACCACCAUUAGUUGUUGAUGAUGUGCUCCAUAGUGACAAAGAAUCACAAGGGAUUGAAGGUGGCAUUGUUCAUGAUGUUAAUGAAACAACUAAUAUCAAGAACAAUGACAUACAGUGUCUUCUGAAUAGAAUGUUGGACAAAGUUUGUCAAGGAGAGCAUUUCAAUGAAACCAUAGGGUCACAGGAAAUAAUGUGUGAUCCGUCAAAGGAAAAUGCUCAACCAGACAGUGAAGCAGAGACACAUGUACAAACUCUUCUUGAUAGCUUGAUUGAUGAUGUCUGUAACAAAAAUAAAGGUAGUGAAACGUUAAGUACCCAAGUACCUCCUAGCAUGGACCUGAUGAUCAAUGACAGAACUACUGAUACAAGUCAAAAUGUUGUCAAUGAUAUUCUGUCUGACCUGAUAGAAAGAGCCAGCAGUUCAACCAUAGAUAAGAAUAUAAAAGUACAAAACACUUCAAACAUGAAUAAAGAUACUGAAGCUUUUGACACAAUAACAAGUAAAUGUAUCAUUGAGAACAUCUUAUCUGAUGUAAUUGAUAGAGUUUUGACAGUAACACAGAAAAGUGACCACUGCUCAGAAAAUGACAAGUUGUCAAACAGCAUGUCCAAUGUCAAGGGCAUACACAAAGGGACUGUGAACUUUAAUGGGGAAUAUGAGUAUGAACAGACAGAAAUUAACUUCAGUUCAGAUGAAGAGCAGAUUGAACAGGAUGAUGAUGAGCAUGAAACCUUCCUGAAUUUCAACUCCACCAAAAGAGCCAACUUCACCAAAAGAAACAACUUCACCAUAUUGAAAAGAGAUGUCCAGCCCAAUGAGGAAAAUAAAGGAAAAUCUGCAAUUGAUGUGAAUCAAAAGGAACAGACAAAAGAACCAACAAGAACAUACAUUUGCUCCUAUUGUAAACACUUCAGGUCAAAACAUAGAAUGUUCAAUAUUCAGCAACAUAUAUGGAACAAACACUUACAACUGUUUGAGUAUGGUUGUAAAAAGUGUGGCAAAGGCUUUAGAUCAGGUUUAAAACAGGCUCGCAAACAUUGUCUUACAGAACAUGGGAGUAUGAGUUGGUUAGGAAAACCAGAGCUUCCUAAAUUCAUUGUAGAAAAAGUUGAUGGACAUCUGAACUAUGUAGGAACAAGAGAACAAAUUGAGGAAUUGAAGCAAAAGUAUUUACCAAAGAAAACAUCUCCAAAAAAAAAAUCUUCAAAGAGUGAGGAAAUUCAGAAAGAAAAAACUGACAGUGAGCGAAGGGAUGUAAGCUAUCAGGGAAAAAUGAAGGGUUUUGUCUUUUGUGGAAUAUGCAAUUCUCAUCACAAUGAGCUAGAUCAGGCUAGGCAGCAUGUGUAUGACAAGCAUUUAAAUAUACAACUUUAUAAAUGUACGAUGUGUGUGGCAAAGUUUGGCAAAUUAGAAAAGGCAAAGUAUCACUGCAAGAUUUUCCACAAAAGACAAGAUUACCAACACUGUCUCAAAACUGCCAAAUUGCCUGAUAUUGACCACACCAUAAAAACAAAUGAUGGAGUGCUGUUCAUUGGGAACAGUUCUCUCUUAACUGAACUACGAACUGCAAGAUACAGGUGUGGAAUCUGCUGUUAUGAAUCUGUUUCCAACCCAGAAAUAAGAGAACACAUUAUGUGUCUGCACAUGGAUGAGUUGCCAUUCACAUGUAAAUUGUGCAAUAAGAGAUUUUCAAAAAAAAUAAGUACAUAUGUCCAUCUUAUGAAUGUACAUAACAGUACUUCAGACUCGAACAUUCUCCGCGACAAGUCAGUGAAAUUGAAUGAGGUGAAACUUGAUGAUAAUGUAACUGUUGUGACAGUAACUAAGCAUGUUGGUGAAUUACCAGAAAAGGCCCAUCAAAAAUCUCCCAGUCUUGGAACUGCUAAACCAAUUGACCAGGGAAACAGAAAAACACAAACUACAGGGAAUGUUGCAAUGUCUGCCAAUGAAACCAAGUAUGCAUGUUCUGUAUGUGACUUUAAAUCACAACAACUGAUCACUGUUAGGGAGCACAUCCAGUAUACACAUAGAAAGAUAUAUCCAUUCUCCUGCUUAAGGUGCAGUAAAGGAUUUAUUUUUAAAUCAGGUGCAUUGUUACACAUAAAAGUGGAUCACCAAAUUGUGGAUGAAAAAGAUGCAAAUAUAUGCCUGAAGGAGAAUAAUCUUCCAUCUUACAGCACUCACAAGAUAAACAAUGAUGGCAUUAUAUUUGUUGAAGAUGGUAAAAAUACUCGUACAUUGAAUCAAGUUGGAAAACCAUCUGAAACAUCGGCAGGAUGGAAUCCAUCUAUAGAAAUAUCUAAUGAUGUUGAAAUACCUCACAGAUCCAAAGCAGGAAAAUAUGUGUGUGCUGUAUGUGGUAGUACUCUGUCCUCUGAAGCAGAGGCAGUCAAACACAUAGGUGUAAUGCACUUGAAUUUAUUUGAGUACAGAUGUACAUAUUGUAACCUGGAGAGCAGUGAAAGGGCAACUCUUGAGUCGCACCAUUGUUUUGUCAAUAAGGGUGAUGCUUCAAUAGAGUUCACUCCUCUCUCUGUGCCCAAAGGAGCCAUAAAAGAGGUUGCCCAUGGCUCUGAGGUCACCAUUGGGAACCUCAACUGGAUAAAGAUAAAUUCACUCCAAAAGUUUGACUGUCCAAACUGUAUGGUAAGGGGUAGUAAAUCUAGUAUCUCAAUUCAUUUGAAACACCAGCACAAAAAUGAUGGUGCUUUACCAAAGGAGCGAUAUGUGAACAUGCAACUUAGAAAAAGUGGCAUAAAAUAUCUCUGCUGUAUCUGCAGAAUUGCAAAAUCCAAUAAGGCUAAAUUACGUGACCAUAUCCUCAAUGAUCACUUUAGAUUAAAGACAUAUGAAUGUACAUUGUGUUGGCAUCAGGAGAUUUCAAAAACAGCAUUUAGGGGUCAUAAAUGCACACCAACAAAGGUUUCUGUCGACCAAUUUAUUGUAAGACCACAUGAUAUAACAGAAAUAUGUCUGCCAGAAUUAUUCACUGAAUUUGGAAUAAUUGUUGGAGAUGUUCAAAGUCUUCAAUCAAAAUUGAAUGAGCAAAGUCCCUGUCCAUAUUGCCCUUUUCAAGGCUCAAUUUGGGUGACUUUGGAACAUAUCAGAAAUAUGCAUAUGGAUGAAUUAUCAAUUCUUUGGAGAAAAGGACUUGUGUUUAGCAGCUCAGAUAUUUUACAAUUGAAAAGAACUGAGAGUCAAGGAAAGCCAAGUGGCUUUGAAUUGAAAAAAAUUGGUGAACAGAAACAGACUACUGAUGAUACAGACAGUGAUGCAACAUUAGGAAAUCGAAGCGAUAACAGUUCUGACAAUGAAGACAAAGGAGCAUUUUGGCCACAUAUACCCAAGGAUCCAAAAUAUGAGAAUUAUCCCUUUAAGUGUGCAUAUUGUGAAUUUUAUAAUUACACUAAGCGUAAUAUCAAUUAUCACUGUAGAAUGAGGCAUAAAGGACAACCAGAAAAGUGGAUAGCCCUGUCACAAUCAACUAUAGUUUCAUCAAAAAGGGAAUGUCCUGGUAGAUCUAAAAAGAGGGCUACAAAUGCUGCAGAUAUAAAAUGUGGCUACUGUUCAUAUGUCACCGUAUCUGAGGCAGAUUUCAAUGUCCAUAUCAGGUCACAUGAUCUACCCCCAGAUGUGUAUGUUGAACACAAUGACAACCAAAACUCUGACCAAGACGAAGGCAUUUAUGUUCUGAAUGAUUCUGAAUCAGACGUUGAUAUUAUUUCUGAGGAUCAAAUUCCAAACGAUGGUCUUGCUGCAAAGAUAGCAAUGGUGAAUGAUGAUAAGGAUACAGUAAUCACUGAAAAAACGAAUGAGGAAAAAAGAGAAGAACUAACUUAUAUAUGUUGUGUUUGUUCUGAUCAAUUUACUUCUAAAAUGCUAGUAGUGAAGCACAUACGCAAAAUUCAUCUUAAUGAGUUGGCAUUUGGUUGUGAAUCAUGUGGACUGCAAUCUCAAACAGUUGAACCACUAGAGUCCCAUCAAUGCUGUGUGGACAGUAGUAACCAGUGUAUAAAGUCCCUAUCACAUGUCAUUCCAGCAUCGGGUGAGAAAGAAGUGAGAAGGGGAAGUUAUAUCAUCUUUGGAGAUUAUAAAUGGAUUAUGGAUAACAGGAGUUUGAAACAUGAAUGUGCCCAUUGUACGUUGAAAGGUGAUAUGCUUUCAUUGGUGUCACAUAUGUCACACCAGCACCAUGAUAACACAUCCUUACCCAAACCACCCCAGGCAAAUAAUGAUACAACUGCUACAUCAGCCCAAUCGACAAUGGAUGUUGGUCAACCCCAAAACAUUGUGUCUGACUCAGAGCAUCAAAUAAGGCCAUUGAGACGUGAGAAUGAUGAAAGAGGGAUUCAUGAAGUUGAUGACACAUUAAAGAAUGUUGAGUCUAUGGUACAACAGACAGGACAGAAUGUCCAUGAAGUGACUUCAACAUCCUCUGAUUUACUCGAUGAAUCCAUGAACAUAAGCUCAUUUGAAGGACAGAAAGACACUUUUGAUGAUGGAGUCUCUAAUAAAAGAUGUGAAGAAAAUAUACCAGAUAUGCAGCAAAAGACAGGAACACCAAACAGUCAAAAUAUAUUUGAUAUAGUCAGCCACAGCAAGAGGGACAAUGCUGAUAAUAAUGAACUACUAGAAGCAGACACUGUUGCAGAUGAUAAAGGACAAACAAGCAAGGUUGUAUCAAAGCAUAGAUGCUCAAUGUGCAACUUUAGCAGCGAACUAUCCAUCAAUGUCUACAAUCAUAUCAUGGGUGCACAUCUGAAGGAGAACAUAUAUGAAUGUGUGAAAUGUGUUAUGGGAUUUGAUUCUACAAAAGAGGCAAGAAUACAUUGUAAGAAGCUCCAUGGCUGGCAUUAUGCCUACAAGCUAAAAACUGUCCCUGUUGCAAUCAGGGAGAAAUAUAUUGAAGGAGAGCAGAUAUUUUAUGGUAACAAACAAUGGAUAGAAAAUUAUAUUAGUGAACAUAAAGCUGAUGUAGAAACCAGUGUUAUGAAGACCACAGAGAGUAACAUCAUCCUUGAAGAAAAUGGAAGUAGAAAUAUUGAACCUGCUCCAGCUAUAGAUGAUCAGGCCAGUGCGGAUAUCUACACUUGUGUUGUUUGUGAAGCAUAUGACGCAAAUAACAAAGCAGAUGUUCAUACACAUAUUCAAGUGCAACAUCUGAAACAGAAGCUAUUUAAGUGCAUUGAAUGUAAUAUCAAACUUAGUUCUAUUGAGAAACUUGAACAUUUGGAUAAAGUACAUGGUGGCAUGGAUCCUCGAACAUUUAUUCAAAGAGUCCAUCUGUCUCAUCAAGCACAGAAAAUUACAAUUAGAGAUGGGAAAAAAUAUAUUGGACACAAAAACUGGAUUCGCUUGAAGAUGAACAAAAUGAAAAAUGAAAAGAUAACAAAGAAGGGCAAAUCCAGCAAUGAUAGAUCUUACUUAAAAGCCAAAGUGAAACCCAAAGAGGCUGUCCAAAGAGAUGAACCAAAGGCUGUAGUUCCCAGGAAGAACUUUGUUUGUGUUGUGUGUACUGAAUAUAAGACGUCUUCCAAAGCCAAUGUUUAUAGCCAUAUGAAAGUAAAACAUCUCAAAAUGAAAUUAUACAAAUGCACAGAAUGUGGUGCUGGUUAUAAUAGUUCAGCAAGUAAGAUCAGUCACAUGAAUACAGCUCAUGGUGGGGUUGCUGUAAUUGAGAGGACACAACUCCCAAGACAUGCUCACAAAUUAGAGGAAAAGGAUGGUGAAGUACUUGUUGGAAAUUUGAAUUGGUUUACCUAUCAGAUGAAUAAAUUGAAACAUGCUGAAGCACUUUCUGAAUCUGACAAAGAGCUCAAUAAAACGCAGAGCUCACACAUCAAGAAGGUAGUCGACUCUGCUGGAUAUAACAAGGACCUAAAGAAAGGUUCUGGUAAACCCAAGAAAACAAAAAGGAAACACACACAUUCUGAAACUGACAGUAGUACAAAGAAAAGAAAAAGAAAUGAACAAACACAGUUCAAAUGUCCCCGCUGCAGUUGCCCAAUACCAACAAUGGCCUUAUUAGUAUCACACAUGAGGACUCAUUUUGGGUAUAAACCUUUCAUUUGUGCAUACUGUUCAUUCGCCUGUACAACAAAGUUUGACAUGAAAUUUCACAUAAAGGGAGAGCACUGUGAUAAACCAUUAGAAUUCAGAGUUGUAAAGGACAAUUUAGUUGAUAGGAAGAUUAACAAAGAAAUUUUAAGUGUCAGAGACAACAAUGCAACACAUUCCCCAAGUAUUCAGUCAGAUGAUGCUGAUAUUAAACUGACGGAUGGAGAUGACCAGAUGGCUGAGAGAAUGGUCUCUAAAGACACAGCAAAGAACACUAAGAGAACUGUACCUGGUAAGAAGGGAACAGGGAAAAGAAGAGACUCUAUUGAGAGCAACACAAGUGAAAAAUCUAGCAGUUCAACCAUCAAGUCUAUUGAUCUUGUAAAGAAGGCGAGAAAAAGGACACUCUCUAUUGAAAGCAACGCAAGCUCAGCUUCUAAGAGAUCUAAUACCAGUCAGACUAAGGAUGAAGUUGCUGAAGUGGAAAUUAAAGCAAAGGGACCAAUCUAUGAAGACUAUCCUUUCAAAUGUCCUUAUUGUGACUUCAAGCAAUAUGAAGAAUUUCGGAUAAGGAAACACUGUGUGAAAAGUCACCCUGAUGAAGCUGUUAAGGUCAUCAGCACUGACAUGAACGCAGAUGCACAACCAUCUUCACAGGUAUCAGUUCCUGCUAUCAAAUGUGGCUUUUGCAGAUUUGUUACCCAAGAUGAAGACAGCUUCCAGACCCAUUUGAAAACUCAUAACCUUGCAGCACAACUAAAUGAGAUUGAAGAGAAGCCUAUUAAAGUAGAUAUCAAAUGUGGCUUUUGCAGAUAUGUCACAAAAUCAGAGUCAGACUUCCAAUCCCAUUUAGUAUGUCACAAUUUACCCGCAUUCAUUGAAAAGGAUUUGAAGGAGUCCAAAGACACACAACAGAAGACAUCUGACAAUAUUCACAAGUGUCAAUUGUGCCUAUUUACCACAACAUCCAAAGCUGUUUUCGAGAACCAUCAAAAAAUACAUGCUCUUCCAAAGGUUUCUAUACAGCAAAUUGAUAAUGCCCAUUCAAGGAAGCCUGAGCAGAAAACAGGUUUGUUUAAGUGUUCAUAUUGUCUCUUUAAGUCCCACUAUGCCAAAUCUGUCAAAAAACAUUGCACAGUCAAACAUCCUAACAAAUCACAUAGAGUUGUAAAUAUCACAAAUAGUGAAGAAACUAAAACUGCAUUGUUCAGAUGUCCAUAUUGCCCACUAGAGACCCAGUAUGUCGCUACUAUCAAAAGACACUGCAGACUGAAACAUACAAAAAAGCCUGUUAGAGUUAUUGAUGCAAAAACUGGUAAAUUUAGAGAGGACCUCAUUACAAGGAAGUACAAAUGCAAGUACUGUUCAAAAUCUUUUGAAAGUAAAGUUGCAGUGCAAAGGCAUUGUAGAGAAGAUCAUCCUAAAAUGAAGGCUUUGGUCAUUGAUUUAGGUAUUGAUAAACCUGUCAAAAGAUUUGUUGAGAAAAACAAAGAUAAUGUUGAAGAUAAAGCGUUUUCCUGUAAACAUUGUGAGUAUGAGAGUUUUACAUGGAAGGAAUUUGAAGAACAUCUCAUGCAACAUGAGAAACCGACAUUUAAAUGUCCAUACUGUGACCUUUUUUACAUACAUCGUUCUAAUAUAUUUCGUCACUGCAGUCGACAACACAUAUCAAAAGAAAAAUGUGCCAUAAGAAUCAAGAAAGGGCAGAUCUCAACAAUAAGACCAGAACCCAACUAUAAAACCCCACUUCAUGAACUGAAAUGUCUACAUUGCAAAUUUAGGACAUUUGUCUGGAGCAAGUAUGAAAAGCAUGUAAUGUGGCAUGAACAACCAACUUUCAAGUGUUCAUAUUGUUACUUUACAAGUAAACAGUUACAGAAUAUAUUGCGACAUUGUGAUAGAAUCCACUCUGCCAAUGAACGAGGAGCCAAGAAGCUACAUAGAGGAGUCACCAGUGAGUACAAAGGCAAGGAAGGCAUACUUUCUCAACCAGAAUGUGAAUCUGAGACUCCAGAGCAGUCUGAACAGAUGGAAAAGUAUUACAAAUGCCCCCAUUGUAAUGUGAAAAGUAAGUCUCGUGAAUCAAUUGUAUAUCACUGCCGUAAACAACACCCAAGGAAAGAGCAAAUUGCUCCAUUAGAAGUGUGUGAUGCAAAGCAACAACAAAUUGAUUUUGAAAUGACGCCAAGUGAGAUUUCACAACAGGUGAAGAAGGGUGGAUGUGAUGAAGAAAGUGAUAAACCAAUCAAAGAUGUAACUGAAAUGAAGGACCAAGUGAAACAUCAAGGUAAAGGAAAUAGCACCCAGACUGGAGACACAAAUGAAAAAGAACUUCAAAGCACCACAGUUCAGAAAGCAUCUCGACCUAAACCCAAGAGUAAACAAAAACAAAGUGUUAGUAAAUCUACUGACUUGUCAGAUGAUAGAGGUCUACAACAAAAUCCUAUCCAAAAAGAAGGAAGUAUACAAGCAAAAAAUUACUCAAUGAAUCCAAAAGUAGUGCUCUACAGACCCAAACCAAAAGAAAAACAAAAUAUAUUAAAAGUUAAUGAAUCAAACACGGGAACUAUUUCUAUGAAUAAAGCAUCACCUGGUAAGAAAGAGAAAAGCAGUCCUAUUAAAUUAAGCAAUGUAAAUCAACCUUUUGUAAAGCUACUUGAUGUCAAUAAAGACUACACAUACCAUGGAAAGCGUUCAAUCAGACCAAACAAGCCUAGUUCUGCCCCUUAUGUGACUUUAGAAGAUGACUAUGAGAUGCAAGAUGCUAUUGAGGAUGGAGAAACAUCACUACCUGAGCCUACUGAUAAUGUGACACCAGCACUUGUGUCCAAUAAUGACAUGAGACUAAUGCCUGAAAAUACAGAUGCUCAACUUCCAAAUGGCAGUUCUUGUAGUAAACUGUUUAAUCCAAAUGUGGAACAGACCAGCAGUGGCAGUGGUCCUAAGAUAGAACAAAGAAGGGAGAAAAGUAUAUUUGAUUUACUUAGUGUUGGAAAUAUAUUCUCAGAUAGUGACAACAGUGAACCAAUUGAAUGUGUCAAAGAAAAACAGAAAACAAAUACUCUAAAUGUAAAAAAUGUUCCAGGAAGUGAUUCCAUAAAGCUUGGAAAGACUAAAUCCACAACUGCAACCAAACUAAUUCCAUUUAAGUUUAAUCUCAGCAAGUUGCAGAACAAAUUCAAGAAAAAGAAUCCCGAUGAGACCAAAUGUACAUCGCUUGAAGGAACUGCUAAACAUGAGCCCCUUGUUGAGGUUACAUCAAGCACAAGUGCUGGUGAGGUGACACAGAAGGAAAAAGAAACCACAUUAAAUGUUGGUAAUUCUGAAGUAGUGAGUAAGAUUGCUGAUGGAGUACAAGAGUCAACUAAAGGUCCCAAAAUUAACAAAUAUUCCCUCGAAGAGUCCAAUUCUUAUAGUGAUACCAACUCCGCUGCCACUCAGGUGUCACUGACAAGCAAACCAAUUGAGGAACCAUCUAAAGCCAUCAGAGGUGAGAAUAUUAAAAGCAGUGUAGAUAAACAUAAUGAUCCACAAGAUCCAGUGAAAAUAGAUAACACAACAACAUCUGACACACAACUGUUGGAAAGAGUAAACACAAACAAUCCAAGAAAAUCUCCUGAUUUGAAAAUUGAUGAUCAAGCAGAGAUGAUCAAGCAGGGACAUUCACCUAAGACUGAUGUAUCAGACAUUAUCAUUAUGGAAUCUAACAUAGAUAUUGAAAAACCUAAACAAAAAUCAAAAGCUAUUUUUAAUCUUGGAAAUAUUAAAAAUAGAUUCAAGAACUUUAAGACAACCACUGAACCUAAACCUAAAGGUACAAAGGACACAACCAGUCAGGGAAAUACUAUUAAAAAUGUUCAAAACAUUAAAGUAGAGAAACCUGAUGAUGAAAAUGAAAAGGAUCCAUCAAGGACCAUCUGGCAACUAUUCAAUACAUCAAAAAUAAAGAAGGAGCCUGGUGUUGAACAAACUGUUGAAACUCAAAAUGUAAAUAGCAAAAGCUCUGUAUAUGAACCUGUUGAUGUUGAAGAAACUCAACAUGCAACAGAGAGCUCAUGUAAUGUAGAUAUUGAUAGAGGUGGUAACACAACUGCCAUUUCUGCACCCAGUGUAUCUGAAGUGUCUGAUGCUGAACAUAUGGCUAUAGGUGCAGAUGAGAUUGAAGUGAUGGACACUAGCAUUGGAAGUGACCCGGACACUUGGCUAGUUCUAGAUGAGAUAUAAGACAAGAUUAUCAUCGGAUAUUAAAGAUGGCCUUUGACUGUCAUUUUUCCAGACAAAAAUAUAAACCAUAAUCACCAUUAUAAUAAUUCACAAAAAAUAAGACUUAAAUUGUCAUCAA
Molecule: messenger RNA, 21331 nt
Organism: Owenia fusiformis
Lineage: Eukaryota; Metazoa; Annelida; Polychaeta; Sabellida; Oweniidae
Source: the annotation of a GenBank genome assembly